Molecule: messenger RNA, 9639 nt
Organism: Doryrhamphus excisus (bluestripe pipefish)
Lineage: Eukaryota; Metazoa; Chordata; Actinopteri; Syngnathiformes; Syngnathidae
Source: RefSeq, a predicted model, not a curated record
UCCUCCUCCUCCUUCCUCCUCACAGCGCUGGUCUCCAUCCAUCCUCCUCCUCCUCCUCCUCCUCCUGGACCACAACAGAUGGUGACAACAACAUUGCAUCCAGCGCGGGAACCCACAACAACAACAACAACACCUUCCGCAUCCUGUCCGUACAAGGCGGACUUCUCUCCGUAGUAAUGUUCCGGGGCAGCACAGUGUGAGCGUUUUUGACUCGACUCACCCACGGCCACGGAGUGUGCGUGUGCGUGUGUGUAUUUGGGGUGGGUGGUGGUGGUGGUGGUGGUGGGGAAGCUUCUCUUCGCUGUCUCCACCAUCGAGCUGGGGGGAAAAGAUGGCGGCCAUGAAAAUGUUAACCAGCGGAGGUCUCUUCCUGGCGUUCUGCGCGCUGGGGCUUCUCGCUAUGGCGAUAUGCACCGACUACUGGUACGAAACGGACGCCCGGAGACACCGGGAAAGGUGUAAAAACUACGCCAACAAAAGAACCGACCCGGGGUACAUCUACAUCUCCAACCACAACCUCCCACUCCAGAUGCCUCCCCAGAAGAAGAACGCGGGAGUCGGCGGGCCUCUCCUCAGAGCCAAGCGGCACUUCGUGGCAGCAGCGUCCGCCAUGGAGUCCCACUGCAGUCGGCAGUUUAACUCCACCGUGUCCGGCCUUUGGAGGAAGUGUCAUCGCGAGGGAUUCGACCUUGAGACCGAGGACCUUAUUUACAAAGGUAAAGGUAUUAUUCAACGAUGCGUCCCAGUAAAGUACCACUACACUUCCUCCAUCCUACCGCGAAACUUACCGGUAAACAUCACGAAGACCAUACGACAGGAUGAGUGGCAUGCACUACAUCUAAGAAGAAUGACGGCCGGCUUCGUGGGAAUGGCCGUAUCCAUCAUUCUUUUUGGCUGGAUCAUCGGAGUGCUGGGAUGCUGCCAGCAGCAUGACCUCAUGCAAUAUGUAGCUGGGCUACUCUUUCUAAUGGGAGGAACAUGCUGCAUCAUCUCCUUAUGCACGUGCGUGGCGGGAAUCAACUUCGAGUUAUCCCGCUACCCUCGCUACAUGUACGGCCUCCCCGAGGACAUUAGCCACGGCUACGGCUGGUCCAUGUUUUGCGCCUGGGGGGGCCUCGGCCUCACGUUGCUGGCCGGCUUCCUCUGCACGUUGGCCCCCUCCUUGAGCACGCCGGCUCGUACAACGACCCACAAGCCCAGGCAAGAGAAUGGAAGCGUGUGACAGGACCCGGCGAAUAAGACGCGGAACGCACAAAUCACACAAAGUACACUUUUUCCGAACCUUGAUGUGUUUAACUCAAAAAAAAAAUUUUUUUUAUUUUUUUUAAUUUUUUUUUAUUUUUAAAUUUUUUUUUAUUUUUUGUCUUAUCACCGCCUCGCCCCGCCCUCGACAUCGGCCAUCCUUCUCAGUGUUUAUUGUGCCUGAGUCGUGAUAGCAUCGUUUGGAGCAAAAAGAGGCUUCACACACAAAUUUUUGGACCUCCGGAUUUGGGGGGGGGCUCGGGGGGUUCGAACAUUCGUCCGAACAGGCCGAUGGCUUUUUAAUAGCACAAACGUUUGGUGUUUUUCGUCUUUGACUCGCUGACUUUACGGCAAUCUGAAAGUGACUGUUUUACAAUGGUGCUCGCCUAAGUCCGUUUUUUUAAAGGCACAUACACACACAAACAAAGAUGGCCGCCAACAGUCGAUGUUUGCGUUCUCGGUUUUGAAUGAAUCCAGCACAAAUUUUAAUUUAUCUACAAAGUGUUGUAAAAGUACAAAUGUGUCUUAUUGUGUGGAUUAUAUUUUUGUUUUUUUGGACUCGGAAUUAGCUUGUUUGUAUAUGUUAGCGUCGCUAACCUGAAUCCAUUGUAGGAUUUAGCAAGAUGGCGGCCAUUUUUUUUUUUUUUUUUUGGAAGGAAUAUAAAUUUUUGAGGUUGUGACUUGCGGGGCUUUUUGUUACAAAAAGUGGAAUUUUAAGUUGGAUUUUUCACCCAAAUUUUAGCUUAAAAGUGCUUAUUUUUUCACCAAAAAACAAAAGUACUUAAAUAAUAUAUAUAUACUAAAAUAUUGGAUAUAUUACUUCAAUUUUUUAAAAUUUUAUUUGAAGUAAUACAGUAGAUUCCAGCAUACAGAAGUCCCUCGCUGUUGCUACACUUCGAAUUUGUCGGUUACACUUUGUCAUUAUAGGUCAGAAUUGUUGUACUAAAAUAUUGGCUAUAUUACUUCAAGUGGAAUAAUUUUAAGGUGGAUUUUUCACCCAAAUUUUAGCUUAAAAGUGCUUAUUUUUUCACCAAAAAACAAAAGUACUUAAAUAAUAUAUAUAUACUAAAAUAUUGGCUAUAUUACUUCAAUUUUUUUAAAUUUUAUUUGAAGUAAUACAGUAGAUUCCGGCAUACAGAAAUCCCUCGCUGUUGCUACACUUCGAAUUUGUCGGUUACACUUUGUCAUUAUAGGUCAGAAUUGUUGUACUAAAAUAUUGGCUAUAUUACUUCAAGUGGAAACAUUUUAAGGUGGAUUUUUCACCCAAAUUUAGCUUAAAAGUGCUUAUUUUUUCACCAAAAAACAAACGUACUUAAAUAAUAUAUAUAUACUAAAAUAUUGGAUAUAUUACUUCAAUUUUUUAAAAUUUUAUUUGAAGUAAUACAGUAGAUUCUGGCAUACAGAAAUCCCUCGCUGUUGCUACACUUCGAAUUUGUCGGUUACACUUUGUCAUUAUUGGUCGGAAUUGUUUUUUAUGGUUCAAUAUUUAUAUUUGCAACAUAUUUUUUGCCUCAAUUAAGCGUUUUUAAGAAGAAAAAUAUAACCUGACGACACGGAGGAUUGGCGCUUCGAGGGUGAAUCCAUUGUAGGAUUUAGCAAGAUGGUGGCCAUUUUUUUUUAUGAAUUGCUGAGGUGUGACUUGCGGCUUUUCGCUACAAAAAGUGGAAAAAUUUUAAGUUGGAUUUUUCACCCAAAUUUUAGCUUAAAAGUGCUUAUUUUUUCACCAAAAAUCAAAAGUCCUUAAAUAAUAUAUAUAUACUAAAAUAUUGGCUAUAUUACUUCAAUUUUUUUUAAUUUUAUUUGAAGUAAUACAGUAGAUCCCGGCAUACAGUUGUUGCUACACUUCGACUUUGUCGGUUACACUUUGUCAUUAUUGGUCAGAAUUGUUUUUUAUGGUUCAAUAUUUAUAUUUGAAACAUAUUUUUUGCCUCAAUUAAGCAUUUUUAAGAAGUAAAAUGGCUAAAUGAAGUAAAAUACAAACAUAGGCAUUCAUCAGACGCGUAUUAAAACGUAAGUAACAAUGAAACAAGCUCUCCCAAUGCUAACAUGAGUUAGCAUUGUUGUCCAAUUUUUUUCCCGAUCAUGAAAACUGAUAUUUUUUUUAUGUCAUGUGUCAUAUGUCAUGUUACGCAUAUCGGUAUCGGAAAUUACGAAUUGGACGAUAUUGACGUAUCGUGAUGAUAUGUAGUAUUUUGCACUGGACACUAAGUAACGUUGCAUUAAAAUAUAAGUAAAAACAAAAGAACAACGCGGAAGUCUCCGUAUAUUAUUCCUUAUUUAUGUCUUAUGUGUGUUAUUUGCUAUUAUUAUGUCUACUAUAUUGGGUCAUUUGGUACUAUAGGGGUGUUAUUUCAUGCCCAGAGGGCUCUAAUAGUGUUAAAAAAAAUUUUUUUUUAGAAAGUUGUAAUUUUUUUUAUGGUCUAACUACAAAGAUAUUCCUAAAGAACUACCAUAUUGUGUAAUUGGGUAGUAUAGGGGUGUUACUUCAUUCCCAGAGGGCUCUAAUAAUGUUAAAAAAAAACGUAGAAGUUUGUAAUUUUUUUUAAUGGUCCAACUACAAAAAUAUUCCUAAAGAAGGAAUACCACUUCAUUUGUAUUUUUUUUUACUUUGUUCUUGAAUGCACCACAGUUAUUGGUUAUGUUGUUGGUUAUGGUUUUUGGUGAAAAUAAUAAUCAAUAGUAAGUAACUGAUAAUAACGCAAAUAAAGACAAGUAAUAAUACAUGAAAACUGGAGUAAAAAUGUUGCUUAAAAUUGCUUAAAUUUCCACUUUUUGUCGGGUUGCCCGUGCAAUUUUUUUUUAGUAGUAACACGACAAGAGGACUGCCGAUGUGUUUGAGCGCCUUCGUGCUUCAAAGAGCGUCAUGGAGGCCAAGGUGUGGCUCGAUCGGAGCCAAGAAAACACUUUUUUUUUUUCUAUUUUUGACACUACAAACAUGCAUUGUUGCACCGUGAGUGAGUCAUCAGAUGCAACCAUCGGCUGGAUGUUGCAGUACUUUUGUUGGAGGAAAAAAACACACAAAUAUUUGUUAUUUUUAUUCAAAUAUUUGAUUUUUUUUGUACAAGACUGUUUUUAAAAAUACAGUGGAUUCCCGCUUAUUCGCGAUUCAAGAUUUUUUUUUUUUUUUUUACUUUUCCCCAAAAGUAUAAUUUGCAAUUAAUUAAUACAAAUAUUAAAGAUACUACAGGUAAAAUCUAUAGUAGUAUUAGAAAGUACACCAUUUUACAUUUCCUUAGACUUUUUCUUUUGUUUUUUUUUUUUUUUUUCAUCAAACGGUGAAAUUUCCCACUUUUUUCAGCGGCCCUUGAACGCACCAUACUUGUAUGCCGAGCUGCAAAAGUGAAACUUGGGGUUCCAGUAUCUAUAAAAAAUGAAAAAUACACCACACCGUCAAUUCUACAAUCACAUAAACUGACAUUUUUUCAUUUUUUUCAUUGAACGGUGAAAUUUCCCACUUUUUUCAGCGGCCCUUGAACGCACCAUACUUCUAUGCCGAGAUGCAAAAGUGAAACUUGUACAUAAUUUCCCAAAACAGGACAAACUGCCACGUCAUUCCUGAGUACCUUUUACGUUUUAUACUUUAAAUGCGUACUUGUGUAGUACUUUUUCUACUUUCAAGGUACUCAAAGUACUUUGAAGACAAGGGGUUCCAGUAUCUAUAAAAAAAUAAAAAUACACCCCACCGUCAAUUCUACAAUCACAUAAACUGACAUUUUUUCAUUUUUUUCAUUGAACGGUGAAAUUUCCCACUUUUUUCAGCGGCCCUUGAACGCACCAUACUUCUAUGCCGAGAUGCAAAAGUGAAACUUGUACAUAAUUUCCCAAAACAGGACAAACUGCCACGUCAUUCCUGAGUACCUUUUACGUUUUAUACUUUAAAUGCGUACUUGUGUAGUACUUUUUCUACUUUCAAGGUACUCAAAGUACUUUGAAGACAAGGGGUUCCAGUAUCUAUAAAAAAUGAAAAAUACACCACACCGUCAAUUCUACAAUCACAUAAACUGACAUUUUUUUCAUUAAACGGUGAGAUUUCCCACUUUUUUCGGCGGACCUUGAAUGCACCAUAGCUGUAUGCCGAGACGCAAAAGUGAAACUUGUACAUCAUUUCUCAAAACAAGAUAAACUGCCACGUUAUUCCUGAGUACCUUUUACGUUUUAUACUUUAAAUGCGUACUCGUGUAGUACUUUUUCUACUUUCAAGGUACUCAAAGUACUUUGAAGACAAGGGGUUCCAGUAUCUAUAAAAAAUGAAAAAUACACCACACGUCAAUUCUACAAUUACAAAAAAGUGACAUUUUUCAUUUUUUUCCAUCAAACAGUGAGAUUUCCCACUUUUUUCGGCAGACCUUGAACGCACCAUAGACGCAAAAGUGAAACUUGUACAUCAUUUCUCGAUACAAAACAAACUACCACGUUAUUCCUGAGUACUUCUACGUUUCAUACUUUAAAUGCGUACUCAUGUAGUACUUUUUCUACUUUCAAGGUACUCAAAGUACUUUGACGACGAGGGGUUCCAGUAUCUCGAUGCGUCGAUACCCACUGUCGGAGGAUCGAAGCAGCAAACCUUCAGGUUAAAGCGGAAGUAAAAAAAACAAGAGAAUAGCGGGGAUCUACUGUAUACAAAGUACUAUGUACACAGAGUACUGUAUAUCUGAAGGAAUACUACCAGGAUGGCAUAGCACAAAGACACAAAUGAGCUGAUUUUUUUGUGUUGGCCAGACGCGAUUUUUAUUUUUUUACCUGGCCACCGCAAGACUUCGGUUUCAUUUCCCUUCAAGUUAAUGAUACCAGAUUGUUGCCGGAGAUGAGUCAUCGUGACGUGGUGUUAUGAGCUGUUUCUGUUAUUUAUUUAUUUGUUUUUUUUUAUUUUAUUGAAAAAAAAAGAUGUUAUUGUGUGUUGACAACGCUGACGUGCGUUCGGUCUUUUUCAUGGACUGACAAGUGUUGCCGUGUUGGAUGUUCGCACAUUUGUUAGCAUGUAACACACACUAUUGUGACUUGGAAAAGUCCCGUCCGAGCCUUUAUUGUGAAAAUCUCAUGCCAGUAACCAGCGGGGGAAGGUGAAUGUAAGAAGCGGGUGACACUUUCACUUUCACUUUUAUGAGGUUCGCCACCCCCAACUGCAGCAACAAGAGUAUUACCGUACGUGUCGACCUAACCGAAGCAAUACUGCACACUUGUGAUGUUUUUUGUGUACUUUUGUGCAGCGGUCGCGGGGGGGGGGUAUAGGAUACAGAAAUGAUCCAAAAUGAAAAACACACCAUCAAUUCUACAAUCACAUAAACUAACUUUUUUUUUUCAUCAAAUGUUGAGAUUUCCCACUUUUGUCGGUGGACCUUGAACGCACCAUAGCUGUUUGCUGAGACACAAAAGUGAAACUUGUACAUAAUUUCUCAAAACAAGACAAACUGCCACGUUAUUCCUGAGUACCUUUACGUUUCAUACUUUAAAUGCGUACUCGUGUAGUAUUUUUUCUACUUUCAAAGUACUCAAAGUACUUUGACGACAAGGGGUUCCAGUAUUUAUAAAAAAAAAUGAAAAGCACACCACACCGUCAAUUCUACAAUCACAUAAACUGAAAUUUUUCAUCAAACGGUGAGAUUUCCCACUUUUUUGGCAGACCUUGAACGCACCAUAGCUGUAUGCCGAGAUGCAAAAGUGAAACUUGUACAUAAUUUCUCAAAACAAGACAAACUGCCACGUUAUUCCUGAGUACCUUAACGUGUCAUACUUUAAAUGCGUACUCGUAUAGUACUUUUUCUACUUUCAAAGUACUCAAAGUACUUUGACGACAAGGUGUUCCAGUAUCUAUAAAAAAAACAUACCACACUGUCAAUUCUACAAUCACAUAUACAAACAUUUUUUUUCAUCAAACGGUGAGAUUUCCCACUUUUUUCGGCGGCCCUUGAACGCACCAUAGCUGUAUGCCGAGACUCAAAAGUGAAACUUGUACAUAAUUUCCAGACAAACUGCCACGUUAUUCCUGAGUACCUUUACGUUUCAUACUUUAAACGUGUACUCAUAUAGUACUUUUUCUACUUUCAAGGUACUCAAAGUACUUUGACGACGAGGGGUUCCAGUAUCUAUAAAAAAAAAAACACACCAACAAGUCAAUUCUACAAUCACAUAAAGUGACAUUUUUUCAUCAAACGGUGAGAUUUCCCACUUUUUUCGGCAGACCUUGAACGCACCAUAGACGCAAAAGUGAAACUUGUACAUCAUUUUUCAAAACAAAACAAACUACCACAUUAUUCCUGAGUACCUUUACGUUUCAUAUUUUAAAUGCGUACUCGUGUAGUACUUUUUCUACUUUCAAGGUACUCAAAGUACUUUGACGACGAGAGGUUCCAGUAUCUAUAAAAAUGAAAAACACACCAACAAGUCAAUUCUACAAUUACAUAAAGUGACAUUUUUUCAUCAAGCGGUGAGAUUUCCCACUUUUUUCGGCAGACCUUAAACGCACCAUAGACGCAAAAGUGAAACUUGUACAUCAUUUUUCAAAACAAAACAAACUACCACGUUAUUCCUGAGUACCUUUACGUUCCAUACUUUAAAUGCGUACUUGUGUAGUAUUUUUUCUACUUUCAAGGUACUCAAAGUACUUUGACGAUGAGGGGUUCCAGUAUCUAUAAAAAAUGAAAAAAACACACCACACGUCAAUUCUACAAUCACAUAAAGUGACAUUUUUCAUUUUUUUCCAUCAAACAAUGAGAUUUCCCACUUUUUUCGGCAGACCUUGAACGCACCAUAGACGCAAAAAUGAAACUUGUACAUCAUUUUUCAAAACAAAACAAACUACCAUGUUAUUCCUGAGUACCUUUACGUUUCAUACUUUAAAUGCGUACUUGUGUAGUACUUUUUCUACUUUCAAAGUACUCAAAGUACUUUGACGACGAGGGGUUCCAGUAUCUAUAAAAAUGAAAAACACACCAACAAGUCAAUUCUACAAUUACAUAAAGUGACAUUUUUUCAUUUUUUUCCAUCAAACGAUGAGAUUUCCCACUUUUUUCAGCACCUUGAACACACCAUAGACGCAAAAGUGAAACUUGUACAUCAUUUUUCAAAACAAAACAAACUACUACAUUAUUCCUGAGUACCUUUACGUUUCAUAUUUUAAAUGCGUACUCGUGUAGUACUUUUUCUACUUUCAAAGUACUCAAAGUACUUUGACGACGAGGGGUUUCAGUAUCUAUAAAAAUGAAAAACACACCAACAAGUCAAUUCUACAAUCACAUAAAGUGACAUUUUUUCUUCAAACGGUGAGAUUUCCCACUUUUUUCGGCAGACCUUGAACGCACCAUAGACGCAAAAGUGAAACUUGUACAUCGUUUUUCAAAACAAAACAAACUACCACGUUAUUCCUGAGUACCUUUACGUUUCAUACUUUAAAUGCGUACUCGUGUAGUACUUUUUCUACUUUCAAAGUACUCAAAGUACUUUGACGAUGAGGGGUUCCAGUAUCUAUAAAAAAAUGAAAAAACACACCACACCUGAACCAUGCCGCCCCCCACGUUAGUCACAGUUGUCAAAAUAUCAAUUUUUAACAUUAUUAGAGCUCUCCGGAAGUGAAAUAACACCCCUAUAGUAUAACUUUACACUCUGUUACCUCAUAGAUAUAAGACAAUAAGCCAUUUAAUACAUAAAUAACACUCAUACUCGCGUGUGUGUGUUGCUGUAAAUAUGUUAUUACAAAUCACCGCCGGAUGUUCGAUUUCGGUGACGGCCAUCUUUGACGUACAAAACUAAUUUAAAGAGACUUUUGAUAUGAGAGCAGGUUGAUGGCGAUUUUUUCAGGAUCGCGAGGCAAACACGAUUUCCCAGUCCGACAAAAUCCAACCGCUUUUUCGCGCGAUUAAUUUUGAUUAAUUUUAAUUUUAUUGCACGUUUACCGACCGUAGAAGCCCCGUAACGAAGCGGUUGUGACGUAGGCUUGUAGGGAUUAUUGUGCCUGUUGUGAGAUCAUUCAAACUUGCAAUAAAAGUCUGUUGUUCCGGCGAUCAAGUCUGGUGCUUGUGUGUCUCACCGAAUAUUACAUAGUGGUAUUACUGACACCUAGUGACCGGUGCUGAAUAUUACAUAUCUUUGAACGCAUCGGCCGAAUGAAUGUGUUUUAGUUCGGGGUCGCCAUUUUUAUGCUUGAAAAUUGUUAUUUAAAAAUAAUAAUAAAUAAAAAUAAAUAAAUGUUAUAAAUAAUUUAUUUAAAAUAUUAAUAAUAAAAUAAAAUCAUUAAAACAUAAUAAAAUAAAAUAAUAAAAUAAUAAAAUAAAAUAAAAUAAUAAAAUAAUAAAAUAAAAUAAUAAAAUAAAAUAAUAAAAUAAAAUAAUAAAAUAAAAUAAUAAAAUAAAAUAAUGUUUUAGUUUGGGGUCGCCAUUUUUAUGCUUGAAAAUUAUUAUUUAA